This is a messenger RNA of Colletotrichum phormii, 1992 nucleotides long. RefSeq names its product fungal-specific transcription factor domain-containing protein. Gene Ontology annotation, cellular component: nucleus. The record is from RefSeq and is a predicted model, not a curated record. Gene Ontology annotation, biological process: regulation of DNA-templated transcription; DNA-templated transcription. Lineage: Eukaryota; Fungi; Ascomycota; Sordariomycetes; Glomerellales; Glomerellaceae. Gene Ontology annotation, molecular function: DNA-binding transcription factor activity, RNA polymerase II-specific; DNA binding; zinc ion binding. The transcript is spliced from 5 exons. Bases 1 to 1992 code for a protein of 663 amino acids.
AUGCGCUCCAGUCUCUCAUGCGAAUUUUGCCGACGGUCCAAGAUCAAGUGCGUCAACAGCGGAAGUCCGCCGUGCACCAAAUGCGAGAAGUCGGGAAGAUCGGAUUGCGUACUGACCAGACCCCACGUCGCGCCGAAUGGACGGGCAGCGAAACGGGCUCGAAGGGUGACGGAAGAGGCUUCAUCUGUGUCGCAUGAUCAGGAUGUCGAGUCUCAGCGACAACUUCUCUCUGCGCCCCAUUCAAGGGGCCCAGCGACGCCCUCGUCGGGCUUGGAGUAUCGAGAUGGUAGACAGGAAAUGGACCAUCAUCUCGAGCAAGUCCCAAAAGAUGUUGUCUACAUCGCUCUGGAGGCCUUCUGGCGCAAGUUUCCCGAGCUCCGAGUUAUUCACCCCUCGUCUUUUAUGAAAUCAUUUGGUUCCAAUUGCCCGAGAGAAAGCAAGGCAUUGUUGGCAACAGUUCUUGCAAUGACCAAGACGCAGAAGCCGGAUUCGGAUCGCCUGCGAUCGCAGAUCCUCUUUCCGAGCGAAAGAUAUGCGUCCUACGCGUGUGAUGUCCUGGCAGCAUGCAUACUACAACCACCAGAUGUCAAGGUCAUUCAAGCCCUGCUCAUUCUAACGUUGUAUGAAUGGGGCACGCGAGACUUUCACAAGGCCUGGAUGCAUUGUGUAGGAAUCGCAAUUCGCAUGAUGCAAUUGCUUCACAGUUCGCGGGUCGCACCCUUCCCACUCGAGAUCCCUCACCGCAGCGAACCGAAUAGCCUCACUCCCGCCAUCGAGACCAGGACAUUCUGGGCAUGUUUCAUCAUGGAUUGUAUGGUGAGCUCAGGAACAUAUAACCCGCGAGUGCUUCCUAAACAGGAGAUGGCAAAGCUAAAUGUGCCGCGGCCACCUACUUCGACCGAGUUUGCUCUAGGGCCAGGGUCGUCAUUGCAAGCUGAAGGUGCGGGGGAAAACUUCACGUCGAGUGGAACCACAACUUCGGUGUAUCUUGAUUUGGACCAGAGUUUUGGGGUCAUGGCCGACGGGUUCGACAUCUACUCUGAUAUCAUGGCCUUCGUGUUCAACGACGGACGUAAAGCGCCGGGCAUGUGCUUGCCCGAGAAUUGCCCCUGGGUUCCUACAUCACCUGUAGCAUGUUGGCGUCGGAGACUUGAGGAAUGGAGAACGAAACAGCAUCAUCGGCUACACUACCCGGUCAACAGUGUUGCUGCAUACGCCACCCUAGGCUAUGGUGAAUCUUUUGUCUACCUGAACCUACUCUAUUACCAGAGCGUUGUCAUGCUCCAGCGAGAGUACUUCCCCUUCCUGCCGACAAUUGACAUGACUCCUCGCGGACCCAUAGACCCCCCAACACUCGAGGCCGAGGCUCCUCCGGGCUGGUGGGAUCAAAGCGCGAAGGAACUUUUCGAAGCAGCAGGUCACUUGUCAAGCGUUCUUCUAGAAGCGUCAGAAUGCGGUGUCGCAGUCAUGACGCCGUUCGCCGGAUUUUGCGCUUUCUCGUCUUGCUAUAUCAAUCUCUAUGGCUUCAUGUUCCCGAGAAUCACUGCUGGGUAUGUUACCAAAGCGGAAGAGCUCAUGAACUCGAGUAUAGAAUAUCUUAACAGGUUCCGUGAGGUCUGGGACCUCGGCGACGGAUGGCUCAAGACCAUCCAGAAUGGGUCAUUGAUGUACCAAAGAGCGACAUCUGAUACCCAAAGAUAUCGCGGACGAUCUCGCUUCGACUUCAGUGUCUUGCAUCAAUCUGUCCACGAGUUUCGGGUAGUUGACAGAUCUGCCCAACAUCUAGAGGAAAUCAACAACGCUGAGCGGAGCGCCCUCAGCACGGGUGAGGGCAACAUUAUCUCAGGCGACAAGUCGAAUCAGAACACUGGCGGGCUAAACCCACAAGCCUUGAUAGAUGCUGCUGGCAGCAUGGAUGAUCAAGGGCUUUGGCCAAAUUGGUGGUCAAUGCUGGAAGAUGUCGAUGCUUCAGAGAUCUUCACGAUGGGCUAG